AAAAGUAAGGUAUCAAAGCUUCUUCCAUAAGAACCAUCAUAGAUCAUACCCUCAUUUGCCUUAUCAUUCCAGCGAAGUUUUUGUGUAAAGAGGAAACGAUGAUUUCGUUACGGUCCAAUAAUUCUAUGUCACGCCGGACGCUGGCAAAGAAGUUUGGCUGCGGGAAGAGGGCGUGGAGGAGCUUCACCGCUAAAGUACAAUCGAAACUCCACAAGCUCACCAUCCCCAAGGCAAUCAAAACCACCGCCAGACGCCUCUGUGCCUUGCGGAGCAAGUUUCAUUUUCUCAUCCCAUCCAAACUCUGCGCUCUCACCAGAAGUUCCUCUGGCUUCCCUAGUAACCGAUACUAUAACCAUCACUAUAUCUUUGAAUCCCGCAUUGAUUAUGCACAGGGAAGAUCUAGCUACCAGUACCACAACAAGCUUCAUCAUACUAAGAAUACGGCAGCCAUACACAUAGACGAGCUCUUUGAAGAGCCUGCCGCCUGUGUGGACGCCAAGAAGGAUCCACAUUUUGGUGAGCAAGCAGAAACGAGCAAAGGAAAACAGGCAGUCGAUGUGGACGAUGACUUGAAGGUUGUGACAAGAGAUAAGAAGAGUAUGUAUAGCGUUGAAGAUGCGUGGCAGGCGGUGGUUGCUAAGUCGCCUCAGCUGCGGGUGGUGGAUGAAAGAGCGGAGGAGUUCAUUCACAAGUUUAGGCAAGACAUGAAGCUUCAGAAGGAGAAAUCCCUUCUUGAGUUCCAGGAGAUGUUGGCUCGCAGUUCUUAAAUUAAUUAUAAUUAGCUUUAUCACCUUGGUUAGUUUCAUUUUUUUUCCAAUACAAAAUAUGGAAGUGAUUGAACAAGCUUGGAGGUUUGCUGGUUUUUGGGUUUCGGGGUUUGACGAAUACAGUGGUUUUCUGCAGCAAGUGUGAAGAUGCAUAGAAAGUUUUAGGUUUUCUUUUAAUUUUUAUUUAAUUCUUUUUUGCGGGGUUUCAUAUAAAUGGAAAUGAUUUAUUGUGGAUUGGUGAAUCGAUCGAAAAUUUAAGAUUAAAGAUUUUGUGUGUGGAUCUGAAAUAAUGAAAUGAUUUAUGUCUAAUA
This is a messenger RNA of Malus domestica (apple), 1078 nucleotides long. RefSeq lists its product as uncharacterized. The record is from RefSeq and is a predicted model, not a curated record. Lineage: Eukaryota; Viridiplantae; Streptophyta; Magnoliopsida; Rosales; Rosaceae.